CGCAAGAAUGCUACGGAAAACAGAUUCACACGAAGGCGUGCCUGGAUACAGUUAAAUACGUGUUUAAAGGAAAAGACGCAGCUGAGGAUUUCUGCACCUGCACGAAAAUAUCGGUCGCCUUGCUGCCCAGAAGAAGCAACGUCAGACAUGUCUUGGAGACUUUGACUGAAGCUCUUCACCUCCUCCCUGUCACCCCCACCAAGUGGCCUGACCCCCGCCCCGCCCCCCUCUCCUUCACUUCCUGUGCCUAAUGAGCAUGCCCAGUGUACAUCCGGCAUGCCCGAGGCAUCUGGUUGGCUGCCGUGGUGCAGUGGCGCGUCGCCGGCGUGGCUCCCCUUGGUCCUGAUGGCCGUGUGCUCCCUGCACGUGGGCACGGAUGCCGCGGGCACCGCCUGCGUGCCGCGCUGCUACUGCUCCGAGUCCGAGGGCAAGACGGUGCGCUGCAGCCACCUGCGCCUGACCUCCGUGCCCGCUGGCAUCCCCAACGACACCCGGCGCCUCUACCUGGACUACAACCAGCUGGCGUCGGUGCCCACAGAUGCCUUCCAAGGUCUACCCAUGCUGGCCGAGCUUGACCUGUCCCACAACCAUCUCUCCACGCUGGAGCCGGCCGCCUUCCGGGGCCUGGGGCCCUCGCUCAAGUUCCUGGACCUGUCGCACAACCGGCUGGUCACGCUGGACCCGGAGGCGCUGGAGGGCCUGAAGGCGCGCUCCAACCUGACCAACAACCCCUGGCACUGUGACUGCGAGCUGCAGAAGGCCCUGCCCAGACUGGACCUGGAGACGGUGUCGCUGAAGGGCAUCGUGUGCCACACGGCCGAGCCCAACGACACGGAUGUGACGGGCCAGGCGCUGCUGCUCACCGCCGACCUGGACCUGUGCAUGGUGCCCAAGAAGACCACCGACGUGGCCAUGCUGGUCACCAUGUUCGGCUGGUUCACCAUGGUCAUCUCCUACCUGGUCUACUACGUCCGCGCCAACCAGGAGGACGCCCGACGGCACCUGGAGUACCUCAAGUCGCUGCCCAGCCGCCAGGUCAAAUCCGAAGAGUCGUCCACCAUCAGCACAGUGGUGUGAUCAAGACAGACAGACAUCGACAAAGUGGAGCAAGACAUACAAACAUAAACAUAAACACACA
This is a messenger RNA of Engraulis encrasicolus (European anchovy), 1138 nucleotides long. It is a transcript of the gene lrrc3ca, whose product is annotated as leucine rich repeat containing 3Ca. The transcript has 2 exons. Gene Ontology annotation, cellular component: extracellular matrix. NCBI's taxonomy places the organism in Eukaryota, Metazoa, Chordata, Actinopteri, Clupeiformes, Engraulidae. The record is from RefSeq and is a predicted model, not a curated record. Bases 277 to 1077 code for a protein of 266 amino acids. Gene Ontology annotation, molecular function: protein binding.